Molecule: messenger RNA, 612 nt
Organism: Blumeria graminis f. sp. triticale
Lineage: Eukaryota; Fungi; Ascomycota; Leotiomycetes; Helotiales; Erysiphaceae
Source: the annotation of a GenBank genome assembly
AUGAAGAUCCGCCUUUUAUCCGCAGUAAUUGCCUUACUCUGCGCCACUCACUCUGCAGCGACGCAUUUCCUGCGAAAAGAGUUUACUUAUACCGUUACGGCUGAUUUAGUUGGAUAUGGAGAUAAACCCGAGCACAUCGAUCCUCAGGCAGCAUAUUAUUGUUCCAAAACCCGCCAAUAUAGCCAAGCUUUGAUAAAUGAAGUUGUAGCAUUUUCAAAAGCUAAAUCGGUCUAUCGUUAUUAUCUUAGACCCCCCAUCAAUCUCACCAAACCCACAUAUCCUAUUCAGGUCGUCAUAGAUGGUUUCCGCGUAUACGAGAAUUUUAUAGUGCACCCUAUAUCACCCAACCCAGAAUUUUUCUAUAAUCCUAGUGUCGAAGUUAAAGAUUACGUAAUCAUGGACUAUGAGUUCAACUUUAUAACCAUCGUCUACACUUUGAUUGAACAAUGGGAAUCAGUAAUAUUUAAUCAAUGCUUUCCACUCAUUCCAACCAAACCUGUCUCGCAAGUUUUCCUCUACUAUCCAGGCUCGCCUCUUGGACUAUCAAAAGCUAUUCAACCUGACAUAGUGCCUGGUAGCGAAAACAAAAUCAUCAAUUGGGUACAGUAUUAA